AUGAAGAUGAAGGCGAAGACGUUGCUGAGCCUUCUGCUUGGACUCUCGCUCUCGGUCGAGAAUCUUACCAAGGCUCAAGAUGUCCUUCCUGUACCCACUGGUGCGGGUUCUACUGGUGCCACUACUACUGGUACCACUACCACUACUGAUCACCGAGACAUGGUUGCUCUUGCUGAUGGAUCGGAAGACACCCUUUUGAGGGAUCCCGACUCGGACGCCGACGCCAUCUAUGAUACCGAUCUUGAACAAGGCCAAGGCCAAGCCCAAGGCCCACAUGAACUUGACGCUGCCAAGGCUACUCUCAGUGAUGAACAAGAGCUUGGCACGGCCUCUACGGCUGCUGCCUCUAGUACCGGAACGAACCCAGACGCAACUCUUACCCUUGGGCUUAAGAAAGACAUCAAUCCAGACAUGGAGUCGCAGGUCCACGAUGACGAUCAGACCUUCAACAGAACCAAACAAGAUCAAACCCAGCAUUGGAACAUGAUGCACGCCAAGAAUGAUCACGUCGCCAAGGUGGCAUCAGAGAAGGCGCCAUCCAUACUUUCCACCACCACCGACCGCAAAAUGCCACCCAACUCCAUGGAGCGUGACCAAAUCGUCAUGAUGGACGAUACCAAAACGGAUUCUUAUUCUGUUCCCCCCAUGCAAUCCAAAGAGGACACUGACCCCAAGAUCCCCCGUCACGUCGACGUCGAAACCAACACGGAAGCCGUCGAGCCGUCCGUGGCCGACCAACAAGAACAAGACGACCAACACAAAGGAGAAGAUUUGCACGUCUAUGGACCCAUCAACAAGACGGACGUCGGAUCCAGAUUGGAAGCCAUGCAGCUGAUGGCAUCUACAGACAAGGACAAGCAAGUGGAUGCAGACAGCGCCAAAGAAGAUGGUGUUGGAGAAGUUGACAAUGACCAAGCGGACACCAAAGCCGUCAGUGUCCAUCGACAUGGCCGAAGGUUGGAUCAUACCACCGACUGGUUGAUGGCAAACACACGCAUGUAUGGGCGUAGAGAGACAGCUAACCUUGCCGUUGGAUGGACUGCUGCCCAAAACUUUUGCAAGGAACAAGGCGGAUCUCUCGCAUCAAUCAGGGAAAUUUGCCCUCCAGAUGGAACCACCAAUAGGAGGCCUCUCUUUGGAAUACAGGCCGGCGGAGAUCAGUGGGCGCCAAUUUCCGAUCGGGAGAAUCAAUGGGUCAAUGUGGGAAGUGGCGGUGGACAUCCAACCUGCACAUUGCACGGAGGUGCGGCACCGGAGCUCACUGGCCAAGGCCAUCAUCACGGAUGGGGCAACUAUAUCGUAUGUAAUAAUUGGUACAAGUUUGGUGGGAGCACCCAGGUCAGGGACAUUGGCGCUGCUGAAGAUGGCACCCUCUGGGCGAUUGGAACGCAUGACCAUGGCAAUGGUUGCUAUUCCAUCCAUCGCAACACAGGUGGCGAUUCCUGGGUGGAAGUAGGAGGAUGUUCCCACAGAAUUUCAGUUGGGAGCAGCGCCUACAUUGUUAUUCUGAACUACGCUGGACAAAUCCACGCAUGGACUCCCAAUGGUUGGGUGUUUAUACACAGUCCUCCUGCUCGUGACAUUAGUAUCACCAAUGAUGGAACAAUUUGGAUGACAGAAUUGGUGGCUGGGUUAAACCAUGGCGAUGUGUUGCGCAAGCGCCCAUCAGAUAGUUCUUUUGUGAGGUUUGGCGGAGGUGGAGACCGAAUUUCUGCUUCGGGGUCCAACAAGGCGGCCCUGUGUAACGCAGAUUUCCUUUGGAGUCAUGGAGGCUCUCACUGGUAUACAACAGGACGCUGUGAUAAUGGCGAUGUCAGUAUCGCUGCUGAUGGAACCAUCUGGACAACAGGAACACCACAUGGCCAGGCAAAUCCGGGACUGAUCCGUAAAUCCACGAAAAUUUUGUCCCAUUCCACCAGUUGGGCGACCCCCAUUCCUGGUCAAACUGGCACGAACAUUGCAGCUGUCAGUGCCAACAAGGUCUAUCUGGUGGAUGCCAAUUUGAAUCUUUGGAGGUAUGAGAUCCCAGCCAGGAGAGAAGCAACCGGAAUCACUCGGGUGUUUGUUCCACCGGAUACCAACGAUGUGAAGAGCUAUGAUCAAGCACAAGACUUCUGUGAAUCACAGGGAGGAUCUCUUGCUUCUGUGGCUGAUAUCUGCCCCUUGGAUGGUUCUGCGCAACCCUACUUUGGAAUCCAGUCAGGAGAUCACUGGGCUCCAGCUUCUGAUUACCACAAUGCAUGGGUCCAAGUGGGAGUUCAUUCUUCAGCUUCAACGUGUGCGUCCCACAGAGAUUCUCACAAUGGAGUGGACCCUGAUUGGGGUCUUGAUGGGACUAUGAAACAAAGUUAUGAGUCCAACUACAUCGUCUGUAACAUGCGAACAGCCAUCUAUGGACCCAGUUACACCACCAACGUCAAGUCUUAUGACCAAGCGAAUGCCUUUUGCAAUGCCAAAGGAGGAACUCUUGCUUCCAGAUCGGACAUCUGCCCCCUCAACUCUGUAGUACCCUAUUUUGGUACUCAGCUGGGAGAUCAGUGGACGCCAGUUGCUGAUUACAACAACUCCUGGAUCCAGGUGGGAGAACAACCUUCAGGUGUUCCCACCUGCAGCUACCACCGGGAAACUCAUGGGGGAGUGGAUCCCAAUUGGGGGGUUGAUGGAAAUCACAAGCAGCCCUUUGAGGCCAAUUUUGUCAUUUGUGCCUCAAACAGAGUCCUCUUUGGCCGCAACAAGAAUGUUACUGUCAGCACCUACGACUUGGCACAAGCUUUCUGCAAGGCAAAAGGAGGAUCUCUUGCUUCCAGUAUUGAUGUCUGCCCAUCAGGAGCACAUAGCCUACCAUAUUUUGGAAUUCCGGUUGGGGAUCAAUGGACCCCUGUCUCUGACCGCCAUAAUGAGUGGAUCCAGGUGGGUACGCAGCCUGAUGGCUUGCCCACGUGCGGAACUUAUUCGAACCCCGGUUGGGGUUUGACUGGAUCAUGGGCUCCUGCUGCGAACUACCUUGUUUGCUCCAGCCGUUGGCUCAAGUUCAAUGGAUUGAAAGUUCGAGAUGUUGGUGCUGCAGAUGAUGGAACCAUCUGGGUGAUUGGAACACAUGACCAUGGCAAUGGAUGCUAUUCCAUCUACCGUCAUACUGGUGGGGAUUCAUGGGUGGAAGUAGGUGGCUGUUCCCACAGAAUUUCAGUUGGGAGCAGAGACCAUAUUGUCAUUCUGAACUACGCUGGACAAAUCCAUGGAUGGACCCCCAAUGGUUGGGUGCUUAUACAAAGCCCUCCCGCUCGCGAUAUCAGUAUCACCAAAGAGGGAAUUAUGUUUUUGACAGAAUUGGUUUCUGGACAGGUCUGGGGCCUCAUCUAUCGGAAGGCCCCAACAGAUGAUGAUUUUGCGUUGUUAGGAUUUGGAGGAGGAGGAGAGCGAAUCUCUGCUUCAGGACGCGAUAGGGUCACCCUCUGCAACACAUUGGCUGGCAAUCAUCUUUGGAGCAAUGAUGGUUCUCAUUGGUAUACAACAGGAACGUGCGAUAAUGGGGACAUCAGUGUUGCUGCUGAUGGAACCAUCUGGACAACAGGAACACCACAUGGUCAGUCAAGCCCUGGAUUGGCCCAUAGAUCAAUUUCUAUGAAUGUCUCAGCUACAACUUGGGACACCCCAGCACAGGGCAGGUCUGGAAAAGACAUUGCUGCUGUGAACGCAAACAAGUUUCUACUGGUUGAUUCUAGCAACUCGCUCUGGCUGUAUGAAAUACCUUCCUCUGAUGUUGAUUUUACAACAUCAAGACCAACUCCUGCACCCACUGUUUCUCCCGCCCCUUCUUCUUCCCCUUCUUCCACACCUAGUAUUUCGCCAUCAUCAUCCCCAUCAUCCUUGCCCAGUGGCGUGCCAUCCAUAUCUCCCUCUGUUGUGCCUAGUUUUGAUCCAAGUGAAUCCCCGAGUUAUGUUCCUUCUAUGCAGCCAUCAGACAGGCCAUCCCAAGUCCCAAGUUUGAGCUCUGUUCCCAGUUCACAACCAAGCUCGUAUCCAUCUACUUUACCCUCAUCCAGCCCAUCGUUGAUUCCCUCUGGUGUUCCUUCUGAAAAUCCAACGAUAGCUCCAACCUAUGCUGCAUUUGCUUCCACCGUGGAGCAACGGUGGCAAUCAGAGUGGGGGAGCAUCAAAAUGUUUGGACCCCAUAAAACGAAGCCACUGGAUGGAGGAUGGAAUUCUGCAGAAGACUUCUGCAAUUCUAAUGGAGGAACUUUGGCCUCUCUAGCACAGAUUUGUCCUCCUUGGAAAUCUAAUGCUGAGCCUGUCAACGGGAUUCAAUCGGCAAAAGGUGACCAAUGGGCUCCUAUUGGAGACAGAGAAGGUCAAUGGGUCAAUGUUGGAAGUAGUAAUCAGUACCCUGUUUGUACCAAGCAUGGUGGAAGCGCAGGCCACGGUCAUGCUUUGGGCUGGGGGAACUAUGUCUAUUGUGCCCCAAGCAAUUGGUACAAGUUCAGUGGAAUAAAGGUUAAAGAUGUGGAACAAACAAUUCGAGACGUUGAUGCUGCAGAGGAUGAUACUAUCUGGGUGAUUUCUAACUACAAAGUAAUGACUGACUGCUACAGCAUCCAUCGAUAUGUUGGAGGUGACACUUGGGAAGAAGUCAGAGGAUGUGCCAAUGGCAUUUCAGUUGGCAGCCGCACUAAUAUCAUUGUAACCACCACCGACGGGGAGAUUCACCAAUGGACUGGUCACGGCUGGAAAUUGAUCAAGAGCCCUCCUGCCAGAGAUGCAAGUAUCACCAAGGACGGAAUUAUCUUUAUGGCACAAUUGGUUUCUGGACAGGUCUGGGGCCUUAUCUAUCGCAAGGCUCCAACAGAUGAUGAGUUUGUGUUGUUAGGAUUUGGAGGAGGAGGCGAGCGAAUCUCUGCUUCAGGACGUGACAGGGUUGCCCUCUGCAACACAUUGGCAGGCAAUCGUCUUUGGAGCAAUGGAGGCUCCCACUGGUAUCAAACAGGAAGUUGCGAUAAUGGGGAUAUCAGUAUAACUGCUGAUGGAACCAUCUGGACAACAGGAACACCACAUGGCCAGUCAAGCCCUGGAUUACCCCGUAGAUCAAUUUCUAUGAGUGCCUCAGCUACAACUUGGGACAAGCCUGUGCAAGGCAAGUCUGGUACCAAAAUCGCUGGUGUUCAUGCGGACAUGUUUGUGAUGGUUGAUACUGCUGGAACUCUCUGGCAAUAUAAGGUCCCGAUCAUGCCUAGUCAAGCAGGAAACAACCCCCUGUUUGGACCAAGCCAGACAUCCAAUGUCAAAACGUUUGAGCAAGCAAAGGAAUUCUGCCAGUCCAAAGGAGGAUCCCUUGCCUUCAGCACAGACAUCUGUCCUACUAUCGAUAAUUGGAGCAAGCACAAUAUCAAGGCUCGAGAUGUUGGCGCCGCAGAUGAUGGAACCAUCUGGGUGAUUGGAACACAUGACCAUGGCAAUGGUUGCUAUUCCAUCCACCGUCACACUGGAGGAGAUUCAUGGGAGGAAAUAGGUGGCUGUUCCCACAAGAUUUCAGUUGGGAGCAAAGACCAUAUUGUUAUUCUGAACAGGCACAGACAAAUCCAUGGAUGGACUCCCAAUGGUUGGGUGCAUAUACAGAGCCCUCCUGCAUGGGAUGUCAGUAUUACUAAGGAUGGAACCAUCUGGAUGACAGAAUUUGUGUCUGAACAGGACUUUGGCAGGAUCUAUCGCAAGGCUCCAGUAGAUGCUGAUUUUGUAGAGUUCGGAGGCGGAGGACAGCGAAUAUCUGGUUUAAAUGCCGGCAAGGCUGUUCUUUGUAACACAUUGGCUGGCAAUGAUCUGUGGAGCCAUGGUGGUGCUCAUUGGUAUUCAACAGGGAGGUGCGAUAAAGGUGAUGUGAGCGUUGCUUCUGAUGGUACCAUCUGGACAACUGGGGUUGGAACUGGCCAAACGCGUCCUGGUUUGCCUCGAAGAUCCACUGCUUUUACAGCGCAUCAUACAUCCUGGAGUCCUCCUGUCCAAGGCCACUCUGGUGUGAUCAUUGAUGACGGUGGGAACAUUGCUGCUGUGAGUGCCAGAGAGUUCCUUCUUAUUGAUUCCAACCUCAACCUCUGGCAUUAUGAGGCAGACAAGCCCUACUUUGGUAUCCAGUCCAGCGACCAGUGGACUCCAGUUUCUGACUAUGAAAAUGCAUGGAUUCAGGUGGGAACCCAGCCCGGGGGAGCGCCAGCUUGCAGUUUUCAUCGAGACACACACAAUGGAGUGGAUCCUGAUUGGGGGAUCAAGGGUGACAAGAAGAGCUGGGAAUCCAACUACAUCUUGUGCAACAUGGACAAGUUUAUUUUUGGACCUGAAGAUACCUCCAAGGUGAUUGAUUAUGAUGAUGCCAAGCAUUUCUGUUAUUUGAAGGGAGGGAUCCUAGCCUCUUUUGACGAAAUCUGCCCACUUCCUCUUGUGAAAAGACCGUACUUUGGUGCUGCUGGUGGUGUCCACUGGACUCCAUUUGGGGACUACCGCAAUGGCUGGGUUGAAGUUGGUGGUGAUGCUGUGGCUGAUAUGUGUUCCAGACACAGAACAACGUAUGGUGACCCUCGAAUCGGAUUAGGACCAAUGUGGGGAGCAGAAGAUGACAAGUUGGAAGGAGAAGCAGACUAUGUCAUUUGCAAGAUGGAGGGUGUCUACGUGUAUGGACCCAAUGUGACUGCUGAUGUCAAGUCGUAUGCACAAGCCAAGACAUUUUGCGCUGCUAGGCAACUCCUGCUGGCUUCCUGGUCUGAUGUCUGCCCCCCUGAUGGGUCAAACAAACCCUACUUUGACAUCCAGACAGGGGACCAGUGGACACCGGUCUCAGACUAUGACAAUGCGUGGGUCCAGGUGGGAACACACUCCAACAAUGCGCCAAGCUGCAGUUUUCACCGAGACAUACAUGGUGGAGUUGAUCCUAUUUGGGGCACCAGCAAUGACAAGAAAGCAUUUGAAUCGAAUUACAUUGUUUGUACUUCGUGGUUUCACAAACACAGAGAGGCAACAAGUACUGACGUUACUGUGGCCAAGGCUGUAUUUGAGCGACGGGAAAAGAUCAACAAACUCUUCAGCAUCCCAGAUCACCACCUGCAUGGAAGAAUAAGCCGAAGCAUUGCUCGGUACAAAUAUCCUGAUGGCAAACAAAGGAAUUUAUGUGCCUACUCGGAAGAUGGUUACAAUUUUCCCUACAAACUGGCAUACUACAAGAUGUACCCAGAGGAAGGUUCGCUUGAGGUCAAGUACACUACAAAUCUUGAGGAAAUGUAUGCUUCUGAUGACCUUCGAAUCAUGAGACCAAAGCCUGGCAGUGGAUACUUUUCUAUUGGUGACAUCAUAUGGGAUGGAAAAGUGAGCACAACAGAGAAUGGCACAUCUGUUUUGGUCCAUCACAAGCAAGCUCUAUUGGUAAAAGGAAGUGGUUCUGCUCUGAAGAAACCCCUCUACUAUCAGAACAUCUUCAAUGCAUCAAUCGGAGCUGAAAAACAAGCUGAAGGAGUAGGACUGAGCAGUGGCGGAACCAGUGAAACCAACACAGAUUUGAUGUCUGGAAAUGGGACGGUAAACACGGGAGAAGUAGCAACACAGAAGCCGAUCUUGUGGCAUGAGUACAAAGGGGUGACAGUUCGAGAUGUGGGUGCUGCAUAUGAUGGCACUAUCUGGGUGAUUUCGAACUUUACGGUUAUGAAUGAUUGCUACACCAUCCACCGCAAACUAGAAGGAGACACCUGGGAGGAAGUCAGAGGGUGUGCCUCUGGUAUCUCAGUUGGUAGCAGCACUAAUGUAAUUGUGGUUCAGGACAGCGACAUUUUCAAGUGGAGUGGUCAAGGCUGGGAUUUGAUCCCAAGCCCUGCUGCGCGCGAUGCAACCAUCACCAAGGAUGGGACGAUCUUUUUGACUGAAUUGGUGGAUGGGUUAGACCAUGGCGAUGUGUGGCGCAAGCGCCCGUCGGAUGAUUUUUUUGUGAAGUUUGGUGGAGGUGGAGACCGAAUUGCUGCUUCAGGGCCCGACAAGGCGGCCCUGUGUAACAAAGAUUUCCUUUGGAGUCAUGGAGGCUCCCACUGGUACGUCACUGGGAGUUGUGAUAAUGGCGACAUCAGCAUUGCUGCAGAUGGAACCAUCUGGACAACGGGAGUGGGAGAUGGUCAAAAAGGUCGUGAAAGUGCUGGAUUGGCCCGCAGGUCUACCAUCUCAACAGCCAUUGCAACCAAAUGGGCUGAUCCCAUUCAAGGACAUUAUGGUGUGAAGAUUGCAGCCAUGAGUGCAGUAGAGUUUGCGCUGGUCGAUUCAGACAACAAGUUAUGGCGAUAUGAGAAUCCAGGUCUACGAAUUCCCAAGACUGGUAAUACUCAAGUUUUUGGGCCACAAGAAACUGGAGCUAUCAACAGCUAUGAUCAAGCACAGAAGUUUUGUGAGAUGAAGGGAGGAACGCUUGCUUCCAGUACCGACAUUUGCCCCUCUGGCAGUUCGAGCUGGCCUUACUUUGGCAUUCAGGACGGUGAUCAAUGGGUACCUGUAUCAGACUACCACAACGGGUGGAUCCAAGUUGGAUCGCAUCCAGUGGUUUCGACGUGCAGUCUGUACAGGGACACAUAUGGAGAUCCUGAUUGGGGUCUUGAUGGAAAUGGGAAGAAAGCGUGGGAGGCCAACUAUAUCCCUUGCAACAUGAAGAUAUUUGUGUAUGGUCCCACUGAAACGGCAGGAGUCAAGAGCUAUGAUCAAGCACGGGACUUCUGUGUUGCAAAGGGAGGUUCACUACCGGCCAGUUCUGAUAUUUGUCCCUCAGAUGGUUCUGAACUUUGGCGGAAGGAGUGGGGGGAUAUCCACAUGUUUGGGCCCAGCGAAACCAGUAGCCUGGCCAUUGGGUGGUCUGCAGCACAAGACUUCUGCAAUUCCCGUGGUGGAACCCUUGCCUCUGUCAAGGAUAUUUGUCCUCCUGAUGGUGCUACCAACUCCACACCCGUCACUGGGAUUCAGUCAACAUCCGCUGAUCAGUGGGCACCAAUUUCCGAACGCGAGAAUCAAUGGGUAAAUGUGGGAAGUGGUGGUCGGUUCCCUGUUUGUACCUUUCACGGUGGCGCGGCUCCCGAGAUCACUGGACAGGGCCGUCAUCAUGGGUGGGGAAAUUACGUGUUCUGUUCUCCGCAUCCUAAGGGCUGGUACAAGUACCGUGGUGUUAGUGUUCGCGACGUGGGUGCUGCAGAGGAUGGUACCAUUUGGGCGAUUGGCACCCACGACUACAUUCCUGGCAAAGGCUGCUACAGCAUUCACCGGCACACAGGUGGAGAUUCCUGGGAGGAAGUAGGCGGAUGUUCACACAGAAUUUCAGUUGGAAGCAGUACGAACAUCAUUGUGCUGAACUUCCAUGGACACAUUCAUCAAUGGACACCACGUGGUUGGGUUUUUGUGGAGAGUCCUCCUGCUCGUGACAUUAGUAUCACCAGGGAUGGAACUAUUUGGUUGACGGAGAUUGGAGUGGGUCAGCCUUGGGGUCUUGUGGAUCGCAAACUACCAAAUGAUGUUGCCUUCAGGGGCUACCUUGGAGGAGGGGGAGACCGCAUUGCUGCUGCUGGCCCUGAUGUGGUUGCUGUCUGUACCACCGGAGCAGGAGAUUUACUUUGGGUUAAUGGUGGUUCCCACUAUUAUAUUGCAGGAAGUUGCAACAACGGCGACAUCAGUUUCGCUGCUGAUGGAACCAUCUGGACAACUGGAGUUGGAAGUGGUCAAACAAGUCCAGGCCUACCUCGCCGAUCACUUACCUCCACUUCAACUGCUACAGCUUGGGAAGCCCCUGUACAGGGUAGGUCUGGCCGCAACAUCGCUGCUGUUAGCGAGAAUAAGUUUCUGAUGGUUGAUGCCAGCAACAGGCUCUGGCACUAUGAGAUACCCACCAAGAUUGAGCCGAAACUUGGAGCGCUGAGUGGCGGAAGUCACUUUGUUCCCUUUGAUGACUAUCACAAUGGUUGGAUUGAAAUUGGAAGUGAUAACCAAUCACCUGUUUGUACCAAAAAAGCUGAUGUGACCUCAGAGCCGAACUACAUUGUUUGUGAUUUGAACAGGGUUGUUUUUGGGCGAAGCGAAAGUGCCGGUGUCAAAACGUAUAAUCAAGCACAACAGUUCUGCAAAGCAAAAGGAGGGUAUCUUGCUUCCAGUGCUGAAAUCUGCCCCUCUGCUGGUUCUCUGAAGCAAAAUUGGAAAAAAUAUGGUGGAAUGAAAGCAACGGAUGUUGGUGCAGCAGAUGAUGGGACCAUCUGGGCGAUUGGAACCCAUGACCAUGGCAAUGGUUGCUAUUCCAUCUUCCGUCUUACUGGUGGCGAUUCCUGGGUUGGAGUUGGUGGAUGUUCCCACAGAAUUUCAGUUGGGAGCAAAGACCAUAUUGUUAUUCUGAACUACGCUGGACAAAUUCAUCAAUGGACCCCCAAUGGUUGGGUGUUUAUGCACAGUCCUCCUGCUCGUGACAUUAGUAUCACCAAGGAUGGAACAAUUUGGAUGACAGAAUUGGUGGCUGGGUUAGACCAUGGCGAUAUGUGGCGCAAGCGCCCAUCAGAUGGUUCUUUUGUGAGGUUUGGCGGAGGUGGAGACCGAAUUUCCGCUCUCGUUGGGAACAAGGUGGUACUCUGUAACAAAGACUCAAUUUGGGCCCAUGGUGAUGCCGGAUGGAAAGCCACAGGUGGAGAUAUCAGUUGCAAUGGUGGAGAUAUCAGUGUAGCUGCUGAUGGAACCGUAUGGACAACAGGAGUUGACAAAAACCACACAGGUCCUGGAUUGGCGAUUAGGUCAACUGCCUUUACAGCUGACAUAAGUUGGGCCCAACCAGUCCAGGGCCAGUCAGGUGUUAACAUUGCUGCUGUGAAUUCCAGAGAGUUUUUACUGGUUGAUUCCACCAACAAUCUCUGGCACUAUUUUGAAGCAGAUGAGCCCUACUUUGGAGUUCAGUCUGGCGAUCAGUGGACACCUGUCUCAGAUGAUAUCAAUGCGUGGGUGCAGGUAGGGGUCCAACCGUACGGCCUCUCCUUAACCUGCCAGCGUGUCAUCGAAUACUUUGGCCAUGCUCCUGGCUGGGGUGUCAGUGGACUCUGGGAUGGUGCAAACUACAUAGUUUGCAACACGAGGAUGGAUGUUUAUGGCCCCUCUGAAACCUCCAAUAUCAAGUCCUAUGACCAAGCGAAACAAUUCUGUGUAGCUAAAGGAGGAUCCCUAGCUUCCAGCUCUGAUAUAUGUCCCUUGGGUGCAAGUGAAGAUCCCUACUUUGGGAAACAGAUUGGUGAUCAAUGGACACCCGUCAUGGAUUACCACAAUGCGUGGAUCCAAGUGGGAAAACAUCCAUGGCAGGCUCCGACUUGUGCCCUUCACAGAGACACUCAUGGGGGAGUGGAUCCCAAUUGGGGGGUUGACGGAAACAUGAAGCAAUCUUAUGAGUCAAAUUAUGUUGUGUGCAAAUCUGGUGGAGCUCCACCAAGUAAACUGGUGGUUGCUCCAGACAACAAGUUCCACAUGUUUCCAGAACAUCUUCCCGAUAGUUCAAAAGGAUGUGUGGCAUUCAAGACCAAAGCUAAAAUGAACCAAUCUUUCGGCUUGUCAUCUAGAGCAGACCCUGUGCAAGAUCCUACCUUGGACUGGUUGUGGGUUGAGUUGGGGACAAGAUCGGGAGCAAAUUCGUGGUUCAUUACAAACGGUAAUUUUCUGAAUGUCAUUGUCCACAACGACACCAGUUCCGCCAACUACAAGCCAUCAUUUCUGGAUGGGACACUGAAGGACUUUUGGGUGUGCUCUCUGGCAAAAUCAGGAGGGCUCUUGUUUGAGAUGGGAACUGGUCGAGAUCCCUCCAACACGACCUCCAAGUUCAUCAAUGUGUCUCUUCCUGACACAACACCGGGUGAACGGCCUUUCUUUGGCUUCAAGUCAUACAACACCGAAGAGUUGUACAGUGAUAUUGAGGUCAUUGAUUUGAAUGCAGCACCAGCACCAGCGCCAGCACCCAAGAUUGCGGCACGGUAUCUCAGAGGUGAUUUCAGUUCCAACACCAUAGCACCACCAACAAGCUUCCCCAUUGUAUCUACAAGACAACUCAACACCAACAAUGCUACUGACAGCGUUUCCUCUCUCCCAUCUAGUGCUCCACAUGUUACACCACCUUCCCUUUGGAGACCCAUUCCUCCGCCUGGAUACACAUGCCUGGGGCAUGUUUGGACCAUUGACAACACUGAGCCACCCACUGAUCUUGUCCGAUGUAUCCAGACAAUGUAUGUAGAGGGAGUGAAGGACCCAAAGUAUCAGUGGGACAGCCAAUCAAAUUUUGACUUUGAUGAGCUGACGUUAUGGGAGGCCACACAGACGAAAACAACCAUCUCGCCGGGCACGUUCAUUUCCAGGGCUUGUGAGGCUUGCGAUGCGCCUUUGGAAGAGUUUUAUGCACUGAGGAAGGAGUGUAUUGUGGGCCAUGGUUCCGUACCAUUCUGUGCCCAGCCUGGCACUCCGUGGAAAGUAGAAGUUGCAAACCAAACCAAGAUUGAUGUCCCAUAUGCCAAGCUUCAACCAUGUGGCUUCCAGCAAGAAGACAAACGGAUCUAUGGCCGGCAAGACAACCCAGAUAAAGAGUGGGAAAAUUAUGCAGUUGAAUUGUACAACAAGUCUGGAUUCGUCGGUUGGAAACACCUUGGGGCAUCAGAAAGACUUGGAAAGCCGUUUUGUUUGGGCUCUUCUGCAUUUGGCAAUUCCACUUUCAAGAAUGAUUUGUUCAUGACAGACAUCCCAGCAGAAGGCCGUAUCAUCGAGGAAAGUGUCAAGAACAUCACCGAAGGGAUAAAUGGCAAAUCCUUGUCAACCAAGAUUGCGGGCGAUUUCGUCUUUCUUUUCCCCUGCUCUGAAACAAACCCAGUGGUAGAGAUGAAGAAGAAGCUUUCUGAUGCCGCAGCUGAAGCAAGCAUGGAUGGAAGUGUGGAAAGUGGCCUUGUCAACAUUGAUGAGGAUCUGGGAGAAGCAGCUAGGCAUUGCAACCAUGCGGAUAUGACGUGUAAAGCAAGAUCACCAUGGAGAGAACCACACAUUUGCGGUGAGAAAGAGGAGCCAACUGAAUCUGGACAAUGCCGUUCUGUUGACAAUUGCUUCUAUCAACAGUGCAAAGGGUACAACGAAGCGGUGUGCGCUAAAGAUGAUGACUGCAUUGGGGAAUCAAGAUGCCAUCAAGAUGGAGAUAAAAAAGUUUGUGGAGGGCAACUCAAAAUUACAAUCAAGGAGAGUUCUAGGACGCUGCAACGAGCUGUUCCAUAUGGAAUUGGCCAAGAUGGUGUUGGGAAGUAUGUUGUUCUUGAUCAAGGUGCAAGUUUACUCUUGGUUGGUAAUAUCUGGAAAGCUUUUUCACUGGGCAGCGAAUAUACCAUUACCGAGGGCACUGUGUUGGAAUUUGACUUUGAACAUAGGAAUGAGACCGAGGGCCAUGCAAUCUGUGUUGACGAAGACACGAACGAAGAUGUUGAAAUUGACGGGCAGCAUCGUUGUUUUAUGCUGGCAGGAACAGAAGGAGAACCAUCAUGGUUCGAAACCUGGAAGAUUCCGAGGGAGGGUGACAAGAGAGACAGCUGGAGGGCACCUAAUUCGAAGUUUCACUACAAAAUCAAGCUUGGAUCUGUCUCCGAGGGGCCAUCCAAAGGAAAGUCAUACCUUCCGCACAACACCAACAUGAAAUACAUUGCCUUGGUUCAGGACAACGAUGCUGAUCCCGAGGCAGGGAUGAGCCGAUUCAGCAACAUCAAGUUGUAUGAUGAAGCCGUUUCGGCGGGAGCUAAGGGGAUUGCUACAAGCAUCUGCAGUCAAAGGCAAACGAUUAAUGGUUUCUAUAAGGACAACAUUGAAACCCCCACCGACUUUGGGGCCACAACACAGACCAUCAUGCGUUACAAUGAUGGGAAUCCACCAUAUGCGCGUUCAUCUUUGUGUCCCUACUUUGACGCUUAUGCCCCAACUGAGCUCAACUACAAAGUCCAGGCUUACAACAUUGAAUCGACGGAUUUCCUCGAUGUACAGACAAAAUCAGCUACUGAACAUGUGGUCUAUUGGAAAUUGCAUGACAGGGGAUUCCGUGUAUUGAGAGUCUCUGACAGGGAACUUCCUCCUGGGUACUUCAGGCUUGGUGAUGGCAUUAAUACUGACUUUGCAAGAUCUAAAGCAAUGGCUGUGGCCAAGGGUGGCGGCGAUUCCCUUGCAGCUCCCAUUGCCUACAUCCCCUAUGCUGAAUGUUGGGCCCAUGGAAUCUUUUGGUGUGUUGUGUGGUUCCCUAUUUGUCCCAAUGGCUAUGUGGCUCUCGGAAAUGUUUGGGCUGACUGGCCACACUAUCGUCAUCCAACCCAAGAUUAUAUGCGAUGUGUAAAAGAAAAAUUAGUCGUUUCAUUGCCUUGGUGGUAUGGCCUCCAAUGGAGCCACCAAUGGAAUGGAGUACUACACUAUAGCGAGAUGACAUACAAUUACUGGCCUGACCUUGUAAUUCUUCCCGGAACUCAUACCUACGGGUGGCACGGAAACCUCUACAUGUUGUGGAAAUCAUGUACACAAUAUGGUGUCUGGCCGUAUUGCAGUGACAAGAUCUCCAUGUGGCCGGAUGAUGAGAGGGACUUUGUGGUUCCUUACGCCCAACUCAAGCCAUGUGAUUUCCAUGAUGAGCACAAGGCACUCUACAGCGAUUCAUUGCAUGCACACAAUAACUGGGAAAACACUGCUGUCGAGCUCUACAAGGACCCCAUUACUGGGUUUACUGGCUACAAACAUCUAGGUGCAUCAAGGAGAUACGGGACUCCACAUUGCCUUGGAACUGACAUUUUUGGACUGUCAAAUCCACUGACAUUGAAAUACAUGCCUGUUCAGGGAAAUGUGAACACCCAUCAGGCCUACAACCAGAUGAAUGGGCAUUACCGGUAUAAUUGGUUUCCAGGAGCCGACUUUGUCUUCCUUUUCGAGUGCUCUAAGCAUGACGAGAUUAGGAAUUACAAGUCGGUCAUUGCUGCCAGUGCAAGAACUUCGUCAACACUACGGAGGGAUCUCGUAAACUCUAGAGAAGAUCUUGGAACCGCAGCCAAAUUUCCUUACCUCGCCUGGAGCAAUCCCCACUUCUGUGGCUGUGGAGAGGAACCUAUCAAAACAGGCACAGGAUGUCAGCAAAUGGAUACCUGCUACUACAAACCUUCUGUCUGCCCGGAUGAAGUAAACCACGCCACAUGUGCUGCCGAUUAUUCAGCUUGCAAGUGUAAGAAGGGAUACGUUGGCAGCAAAUACGGUGCAAAUGCUGUUUCAUCGGGUUCUGGGAACACAUGUAUCCUCGCUGAAGAUGCAGACAGUCAAAAUGAGGUCUCCUUUGAUUCUUUUGAUGUGGUGAUAAAGAAGAGAGGCUUGUCCAGGGUCAAUGUCAAGAUGCUUCGAUAUGACACCGACGACCCGGACAAAGCACCAGAAGUAGUGAAGAAAUGGGACUCGACGGUGCAGAAUGUGGUUGCAUUGGAUCCUGCCAAGGAUAUUUAUAAGACGACCUUUAGUGGUCUGCGCCCUGGAACAAAGUAUCAGUACACAAUCCGUGAUUUUUCAAAUACUAGCGAUGUGUUCUUCGAAAAUGCCCACCAAGUGACCUACUGUUGCUGUGACUGUGAAGUGUCCACACAGCACGAUGACACCACCGGAAGGCCGAUCGAUAUCAGGAUCCAUCAAGUCCUUGGUGUGGUUACGUUUGAAUUCGUGGAUAAUUCACGAUGUUCAGAAGCUUAUGCAUUCACUAGGACGGAAGUGGGUGCUGGAGAGUUUGUGAAGGCAGAUGCGAGUCUUAAGCAGACCUUCACUCCGAACUUCGCCACGUUUGCAAAGGAAAAGUGCACAAAGUCUCCAGUCAAGCCAGGAACCAAUGCUGCUGAUGAUCUCAAGUUCUCAAGGCUGCAGGUAUCAGAGCCCUACAGAUACUGCAUCAGGGCUGUCGCAGAGCGCUAUGCGGCUGACUCUCCACAUUCCAGUGAUGAUGCCUGCAAGAUCCACUUUGUAAGGUGGCAAGCAUCAAUCAAAGGGCGAAUUGUUACAGACCAAGGAAAGGUGCCUGUCGAGGACGUCAAAAUAUCCUGGCAGUUGAUGAACAUGGAGCAAACUGUUGUCCUUCAUGAAGGCACUGCCACAACAAAGAAGCCAGGGAAAUUCAAGAUGGAGUUUGAUGUGGAUGACAGCAUCAACAAGUUUCUCAAUCGUGAAAAUGCUUUUCCGAUUCGCAUCACAUUUGACAAGAAGACUGAAUUGGCUGGGAGUGAUCCGAUUGUCCAUGAAUUUGUUUGUGAAGAUGGGACUGUUGAUUGCUCAGGAGAGGAUGGCGUCGUUGUCGAUCUGAAGCAUCUUGAGUUCGAUGAACCCUUCGAGGCCCGGGACAAGACGUCUGUGCCUAUCAAAGGAAGAGUAUCAAUCAUGGAAUAUGGUGGCUGCCCAUUGAUUGGGGCAGAUGUUUGUGUGGCACAGAAACGACCAAAUUUCCCCGAUGUCCAGGGGGCCUGUGUUAAGACUGAUGGUGCUGGAAACUUCAAUCUGCCAGCUACCAUUGGGACCACAGUUGGAGUUAAAGUAGCCUACUUUGAGCAUAUGAUUGUGAGGGCUCCAGAUAAUGUUCUGGAUUAUGAGAAGGGAAUGUUCAUUGACCCCAAGAGGCGUUAUGUUGGAAAUGACUUUGUCGACAUUCAGAAGGCACCCCUCUUUGUCGAGAUCGCCGGAGGAGAGUGUGAAUUACGGUUGGGCAGAAGCAAGAUUGAAGUGGAUGUGUGUGACUCACAGCCUCCGAUCGUGUUACUGCAAGGUCAGUGGAAGCAACAACAUUCGCUCCCAGCCCAUGUACUAGAUGUCCGAGUUCUUGAAAUAAGAGACGAUAGAAACAAGGAGAAACCACCACAGAAGCUACAUGACAUCACCAAGCACUUUUUGGACAAGACUCAGACCAAGGCCGUUGAUCUUCGUGAGGAAGUGGCAAAGGAGCUAGAAGAAAAGGACAAAAAGGCUGCACCCAAGGAUGAAUCAGCAGUAGGAGAGGCUGAGCCAGACGCUCCAAAGAAGCUUGUCCCCGAGCUUCGCUUUCAGUAUGAUGGUACAUUGGAAAGUGCAUUCACAUUUGGCGGAGUGGACUUGCGCAACCCCAAACAGUGUCCUGCAGACAAUGUAUGGCCGGAGGCUUUGGUGAAGAAGCAAGCUGGUACUACCUACUCUCUCCACAUCACGCCAACAGGUUCAUACUUCAGGCCUGUUGUGACUCUCAGAUACAAGCUAAUGACGGACAUGUACUGUGAUGUUGUUGGCGACGAUAUCGAGGUUGAAUUUGAGAACACUGUGGGAAUUGAUGCCAAGUGGGCAGACUACAAGAAGAGUCUCAAGGAAGAUGAAAUCAAACAGUAUGAGAUUUGCGGUCCUCAAAACACUUGCAAGUACAAGGUUGAUCAUACCAACACCAAUGAGGUAAAAUCGAAUGCACGUGUGACUCCCAAGGAUUCAAAGGGAAACAAAAUCAAGUUUGUGGUUGGGCGCCCGAGGGUUGACUCUCCUUACCGCAAGACAUUCAAAGUCAAGGUGACCAAGCAGGGUGUACGCAUCUUGACUCAUGUCGCUGAGAUGGUUGUAACAGGUGACUACAAAUUGGGAGAAGGAAAAUCCUUUGCUCUUCCAACCUAUGAACCAAUUCUGAUUCUACGGGAUCCCCCAGGGGGGCUUUCACAGGCAUCCUAUGAGAAUGUGCAGACGACCAUGCGGGUGAAAUCAGCAGAAUUUGAGCGGCUGGAGGACCUUUCACACAACUCUCGACUACACAUUGGAGCCGACAUUGACGCCGAAAGUUGUGCUGGCUUCGGGAUCGAAAUUUGUCUUAAAACUUUUAGCUUGUCGGGUGAUGGCAUUGGUGGUGGGUUGGACAGCGAUGAUGUGACCUAUCAGAUGCACAGGGAAGAUGUUUUUACUGCAGAGUAUACAACCACCUGGAGCUACGCAACAAGCGACGAUCCAAUGCUUGCUGGACGCAAAUCUGAUGUGUUUGUGGUGCCUAAUUUGAAUGUUUUGUUCUCUGAGACUUUGAAUUUCCAGUGGCAUUCUGAAAGUUGCUCGACCAAUGUGACCACCUCAACGAAAUUUAAUCUGGAAGACAAGAAGAACAAGCCUGCUGUUUCUUUCUUCAGUGUCUACUACCUGGAAACUCAUGUGCUUCCGACCCUGGAGACCAAGGCUCUGGAAUACCUUUACAGGUGGGGGAAUGAAACAGAUUCACAGAACAAGACCAAGCUCAAGUCUCAAUAUGAUACCUUGGAUUAUGCACUGAAGAGUUGGAAUAGCUCCAUGAUAGCAUAUGAUGCCACAAACAACAUGGCAGAGAACCAACUCAUUCCAGCCCGUGAAUGGUUUGACAAAUGGGCUGCAAAGAAAGAUAAAAUCUUUGAUGUUGAUCCUCCUCCAAUGACUGGAAACUUCUUUGUUGACUUUGCCAACAUGGCUGAGUAUAGUCACCUGAAUGCCAUGAAGCCUGCCAUUGCACCAGGAGCACAUUGGGCAAAAUUGACUCCUGAAACACUAACAGAAAGAGCAACCGCAGUGAAGAAUGCUCCGUAUGUCAAGCCCGGGUCGCAAAGUGGCAAGAAGGACCUGACGGAGACCAACAGGCUUCAGUUCAGUGGCGGUGGAGGCACAAUGGAAUUUACAAUGGGCCAUGCCGGUAUUACUGAGCUGAGCCAGCUGAGCACAGGCGAGGACAAUGAAGAAAGCACUUUUGGAGGAACCCUUAGCUUUGACAUGUCUGGUGGUCCUGGAAUUAUGAUUGGUGGCGGUUUUGAGUUGACACAUGUGACAACAAGGUCGCAAGUGUUUAUGGACACCGAUGGAGAAGAAAGAGAGACUACUGUUUCCUUUGUGCUUGGUGAUUUAGACAAGGAUGAUGACUUUGUGUUGGACAUCUUCAUCGACCCCAAAUUUGGCACUUUCAUCUUCAGAACCGUUGCCGGAACCACCAGUGCUCCUUGGGAAGGUCCACCCACGGCACGGGGAGAGGUUAUCGAUCUCAGAGUCGUUCAGAGGCCCAACAAGCCUGUGCUACCAGAUGAGCCAAUGAUUUUCACUCUCACAAUCGCUAACAACGUGAAUGACCGAACAAGUGCUUUUGUGGUCUUCCUCGACCACACCACCAACCCUGACGGCCUAACACACAAGUUGGGAGGCAAUGAUCUGGCAGUCGCCCAUGACUUUGGCCCGUUCAACGGGGUCCGUGUGGUAACAAUAGAGAUUUGGAGGCCAAGUCGAGGAUACCAGUUUACUCCGACACUGAUUCAAAUGCAAGCAGACUGGGAUGGCAUUGGGUCAGAGGCCAAGACCGUGUUGCUACAUAACGACGUCUGUGGCAAUGGAAAUCCAUGUAUCAAGUUUGCAGAGCCAUGUCCAGUGAUGGAGUGGGCCGGAGCUUUGGAGCGAGAAAAGAAGGUUGUUGUGAACAUUGCUAACCAAAGGGAUCCAAUUCCACUCAUCAUUCGCAACCCCAAGAAGGUGGAAGGAGAUCUGGCAAGUCUAGUGAAGGAGACAAGACUUCAAGAAGUCAUUCCUUAUGUCAGAAAACUUGGCGAGGGCGAGUAUGACUAUGGCCCCGCCUAUUUGGAUGUGUCAAAGCAACAGAUAGCCAACUUUACGGCAAUUCCUGCUGCUGCUGGGCAAGAGGAUGACUAUGGCUACGCAACGAUCAACUGGAACUUCCAAAAUGUUCACAUUCCUGACACAGAUUCAGAUGGCCGUUACGAGGUCGUUGUUGAAACACGAUGCCAGGAUUUCCCCAAGGCUCCUGACGGCUUCAAGAAGACGACAACAGAGCCAGUGUUGAUUGUUGUUGAUCGAACAGCUCCCAAGGUGUACGGAAUGCUGCCAGUUCGAGAUGUUGUGGUCCCAGGAGAAGAAGUUUCGAUCAUCUUUACUGAGCCUAUCGUAUGUGAAUUACCUUUGAGGUUUGACCUGGUUGUUCAGGUGGCUGGCAUCAAGGAUGGCACUGGGACUCAAGAUGCAAAAUACACCAAAUUCUCAAACGAUUUGAACAUUGACUGCAAAGAACGGAAGCUUGGAUUCCUGUUCGAUGAGCUUAUGGGCUACAAUGUGCUGAUGGGUCGUGAAAUGAGAGUAUCUGUAACAGGUGUCCAAGACCUGCAAGGAAACAACAUUACAGCAGCCAUUGAGUUCAAAAAGACAUUUGCAAAUCUGGAUGUCAACAAGACAGGCUCAGCUUUUGACAUGACACUGGGAAGUGGACCAUGCAAUAGCACCACCAUCAACCACGCUGAUGCCAAGGUGAAGAUCACGCAAUUGUUGAACUUGGCUGAUCCAACUCGCCUGGAGAUCUUGGAUGUUCGGUGUGAGUCUGCAAAUCAGACGAUGGUUCGGGUUAAGAUGGCUCCAGCGACUCCUAACUUUGGCCGCCAGCUGGGAGAACGGACUGAUUCAGAGGUGGUCAGCUAUGACCACACUCCACUGGGGGCAUUCUAUGCCUUGGCACAGUUGUCUAGAGAAGCCAAUCUAGCAUUGGAUGGUCGAAGGUUGGCAAGUUUCAAUGAUUCAGUCCCUGAACUAUUGGUAGACUUUAGCGGCAAUUCUAUUGACUAUGAGUUCAGUGUGAGUGAUCUGGAAUUGAUCCUCCAUGAAUCUGAUGUACAGCGCUACUCAUUGGAUGCCCCUCCCUCGAUUGAGGAGGAGCUGAUCAUGGCCGUAAGAGAAGGCAUCGAUGACCACAGUUUGAAACAACGGGAGCAAGCCUUGCAGCAACGAGAGCACAUUAUCAGACUUGAGAAUGGAAUGAAGGAGCAGCUGGCAGCGACAGCAGCACAGACGGAGAUCCAAAUAACCAACCUUCAUCACAAGCUAGAUGAGAUUCUGGACCAUGUUUUUGACCAAGGAGUUGGCGAGAGAUUGCCCAUUCGUGAGCGUCGGAAUGGUAACCACAACAAGGUCACCAUCUCAAGCCAAGGUGGUGAAAAGCAAGAUGAAUCCAACCUGGUAGCUCAAAUCCGGUUGCUACAACUUCUGUUUGGCUGUUCUUUGGUGGCUAUUUUUGUGCUGCAGUACAAGAAGAACCAGCUCAUAGCAGAUCGUCAGUGA
Molecule: messenger RNA, 21099 nt
Organism: Seminavis robusta
Lineage: Eukaryota; Bacillariophyta; Bacillariophyceae; Naviculales; Naviculaceae
Source: the annotation of a GenBank genome assembly